AAAAUGGAUCAAAUAUGACGCACCCCAGUUUUCAAACUAACGGAGCUAGUUUAGAAGAUUGCCACACAAAUUUCUUUGCUUUGACUGAGCUCUCUGGAAUAAAAUGGCGUAAACUGACCUGGUCGGAACCGGGAGGCGGCAGUCACGGUCCAGGUCAUGGGAUUCAUCAUGUUGUUCCUGGAGAACCUCUGGACGAUCCCGUUUUACGUAGCUACUCGCGAUGUUUGGCGGCAGAUAUUUUGUGCGUGUGGCGACGCGUUUCGGGUUGUUCUGGAUCAGCACGGCCGCCCCCUGACGCCUUUGAGCCGCCUCCUCCGCCGGCACAACCGCCGCCCUUGAGCCUGGCUAGUGCUAAAGAGCUGUGGAUUUUUUGGUACGGCGAGGAACCGGAUUUAAAUGAAUUGGUGGCACCAGAGUUGAAUAUGACUGAUUGUGAACAGGGCUCCUGGGAAAGUGGCCUAUCCUAUGAAUGUAGAUCUCUACUGUUCAAGGCAUUACAUAAUUUAAUUGAACGAAGUUUAUUGUCAAGGGACUUUGUUCGCUUGGGCAAAUGGUUUGUACAACCAUACGACUACCCGGCUCCUCGUUUCGAUCCUUCCGAUCCGGACAAUCCGAAUGGGAUCGGUCCAGAAGCAUAUGCCACUCCGCCCCAUAAUGCCAGUCAUCUGUCUUUUGCAUUUGCAUUCUUUGUGCAUGGAGAAAGUUCAGUAUGCGCAAGUAUAGAUGUGAGGCAGCAUCCUGCCGUGCGCAGGUUAACUAGGUGGCAUAUGCAAGAAGCGCAAGCCAGUACUGGAGGAAUCAAUGUUAUUUUGGCCCCUCACGGACUUGCAGGAACAUUGACGGGACAAAGUUUCAGGCCACCAGAGACAACCGCAAAAUUUAUAGACGACUGGGGUCAUUUUUAUCCACUUGACAAGAGUUCAUCGCUUACCGAUAGUAGCGUGGUGGAAGUGAUUGUUAAGGGUUCAAAAAUGAGAUAUCCAUCGUGCUAUGUCUUGGUGACCGACUUGGACGAUUAUACAAAUCCGAUGUUUAGUUCCUUCGGUUGCUGUCAUGUUAACUUAACUAGAGCGAAUGAAAGCAUACCCAAGUCGAACUGCAUUAACCCAAACGAAUCCAUCCCCAUUACUGUGGUGACGCCACCACCAUCUCCAAUUCAAAUAAACAGUCGAGUACCACAACCUGGAGCGCAUACCGUUUCAGUAGAAAAUAUUAAUAGUAUGUCAAGGGAUCAAACCGCCGCUCAAAUUCUUGCUGAACAAACGUGGCAGCAGUGCCUUUACAGUGGUGCUUUUCUCGAUAAAGCUAGCAAGGAAGAUGGUUGCUGGGAUUAUGUAGAGCCAACACGGAAAACGAUCUGUACCUGUUUAAAGCCUAGGAAAUAUGUCUCUUCAUCGAGCUCAAAAUGGCUGCAGUCCUCGUCUAGCUUGGGCUCCAGUCUCCAGUUGGGUACAUCACCGAGACCACAAAAACUAUCAAAAAAUCGUGUUCCUUUUCACAGGAGAUCGCCCACUCCUAAGCCGGAGCCCAGGCCAUCUCAGACAUCCCCAAUCAGGGGGACGUCUCAACCACCGCAAACCACAGACUCAAGAUCAUGCCUAGGUGGGUCAUAUACGCCGCAAGGAGGACCUCCAUCCUAUCCUCGAACUCAAGAAAGCAUGAUUGUGAAUUCUGUAGGAAGUCCUGCUUCAGUUGCUCCAUCACCGUUACAAGGUCCUCAUUCACAGCCAGCAUCGGUGCCACCAGCGGAUGCCACUAUGCCAACUCUUUCACCUAAUCCUCCCAUAUCAGAUCAAUCACCAUCUUUGGCUCGAGACAAGUCACAUACUCCUCCUGAUAGUGUGCGAUUGCCACCUAAAAGUGUGGACAGUCCAGUUAUUAGCCCUGUUGAAGGAAAAUGUGACUCGGAGAACAAAAUGGGAGAGCAAAGAGCAACCGAUGACGGUGAUAAGAGCAACAGUUUGUUAAACUUAAAGCGACCUUUGCUUUUUACUAAAGAGUAUGAAGUAGCGCUUGGUGAAGAGGAACAUACAUUAGAUAUGCUAUAUGACUAUUCAACCCAGGAGGCAUGGUUGAAUCUUCCAGUGAAACGAUUCAAGCCUGAUAGCAAAGACAGCAGAUUUGGAAAAAGAGUUGAUCUAUACACGUUGUACCAUCAUAAUGGAAUUAGUCAAUGUAGCGAUAUAAAUAACAUGAAUAAUACCAUUAAGAUGGAAAUUAAGCAAGAACCAGGAACGAUGUCCGAAAUGGAUUCAUCGAGAUCUAUGCAACAAUCGCACGGAAUUAAGCGUCCGGGUGAUCCCUACGAGUUUGAAGAAGAUGGAAGUAAUCCCAACUGUAAAAUUGACGGCUUUAUUCGAACUCCCCCUAUCAAAGAAGAACCCAAAGACAAGAAAGAUAUUUUGUUUACGAGUGAGGGAUUGCAACCUUCCUACAAAGAUUUGGAGCAGAUCUUUGAUAAUUCUGAUUAUACCAGUAGCGACGAGGCCUGCUUUCCGCAGAUACAAAUUCAGACGCCUCCCGGCUCAGCGGGUCCCACAACCAACCACCAUCUGCUGCAUCAUGAUGAUACCAUUCCGACUAAACGCCUCUCAGGUCAUGGUCAGACCAACUUAGGAGGUUGUCCUAAUGUUGGUAUGCCCCCUGAGCUUAGUAAAAUGUUUCCAACUCCACCCAGUUUGGAACACAAUCCAAUUGCUUCCCCGUGUGGCCAACUGGACUUGGGCCAGCAAGAUUAUCCUGAUAUAACAAUAGUGAGAGUAAAACAAGAAAAUAUUUAUCCUAUGAUGGGUAGUCCUCAAGAGGAGAAUAUAGAUGAUUGGAGUUAUGUUUUUAAACCUUCAUUGUGCUGUAAGAUGGUCGGAAGUAGUAAAUACGCACCUUUGAAUAAUCUUCCCAGUCAAGUACAACCACUUUCUGUUCCCGGCAAUUGUACAUACAAACCUUCAUGGGUACAACAUAUGGAAAAUAACAAACAGCACCAACAAAACUCGAACAAUAAUAACACAACUAGUAGUAAUAACAACAAUAAUACUUCGAAUAAUCUCAAUAGCAGGAAUCGAACACCUACGCCUUCAAUGGCCAAUAAUAUUCAUCCAAAUGCUGGAAUAUUUCCACCUAGUCCAUUACACCCACCUGGUUUCAGACCACCUCCACCACCUUAUGAGUUGCCGUCGCCAGCUAAUUCAACCACAUCUUCCUAUCUCAAUAAGAAUAUUAAUUCUGUGGAACCCGUACCGACACCUCAACCAAACCACCGUACACCAGAGGCCAGUUCAUUGGUACUUAAUAUUCUUCUGACAGACACCGCUUUCAAUAUCUUCAGGGAUCACAAUUUCGAUAGUUGUACGCUCUGCGUUUGUAAUGCAAGUCCUAAGGUCGUUGGAAAUAUUCGUGGAGCAGAUUCGGGCAUUUAUCUGCUCAAUUCACAUAGUGAUAAGCUCCAUGCAAGUGCACAACCCACUAGUCCGUAUCCAGGUUUAGGGCAACCGCCUCCCUAUGGAAGUAUGAUGUCUCCUCAACAUCACGGCGCUUCAGAGGAAGACCAGAUCCGAUGUAGUUGUGGUUUUUCAGCUGUUGUUAAUCGGCGACUUGCUUACGGAAGCGGUUUGUUUUACGAAGAUGAAAUGGAAAUAACAGGAAUAGCAGAAGACCCCGGCGAACGGAAGAAGUCCUCGUUGGCGUCUCUGCUAACUUCGCUGAACUGCUUGAAAUCGGAUGCAACAAUAGAUCGUGACCAAUUGGAAUCUAUACCACAUAACGUUGUCAAUUUAAUCUGUGACCAACUGGUGUUCAUACCAAGUACGGCGAAUGCUUUGUGUCGAGCUGCGCGCUAUGUUAAACAUUCGAAAGGAGCAGUGUACUCUAAUCCUCUUCAUUAUUUGGAAUACUCGGACAGUAACGAGGUUACCAGCAUAGCACUGGAACAGAGUAAAAACUUGCUAGAAAAUCUGGGCAUGUGCAAGAUGGAGAACGAUAAACAUUCAAAAUUGAACAACUCCUUCGGAGUACAUAAGUGGCCUUAUCUGAGAGCACCAGGGCCUCAGUGCAAUCAAGACAUUGUAAGGGUAAUGAAAUCGCUCCAGCCCUUGUUGCAAGAUGCUAUUCAAAAGAAAUGCCAAACAAGAUUGUGGGAAGCACCUUCGGCCGUUAAAGGUCCAUUGACAUGGCGACAAUUUCAUAGAUUAGCUGGAAGAGGUACGGAUGACCGUUGUGAACCUCAACCAAUUCCCUCAGUGAUAGUAGGGCAUGACAAAGAUUGGCUGUGUUUAUCUCCUUAUGCUCUGCAACAGUGGGAAAGCUUAAUGUUGGAGCCAUAUUCUUACUCCCGGGAUGUGGCUUACGUAGUCGUGGCCCCUGAUAACGAAGCUAUUUUGCCUCGAGUAAAGACUUUCUUUAAGGAAUUAUCAGCGUCAUACGAAAUCUGCAAGCUUGGCAGGCAUAGUCCCAUUACUAAAGUACUUAGGGACGGCAUUUUAAGAGUCGGUAAAACAGCAAAAAUGAAAAUUGGCAAUGAACCAGUUGAAGAAUGGUUCAAUUUGCUUGGGGAUGGUGAAGCCAGCGAAAUGCUUAAAUUGUAUGCCCAAGUAUGCAAACAUCAUCUGGCUCCACACCUGCAACAAGUUCCUAUGGAUAAAACUCUACUAGAUCCGCCUAGUGACAAUAUUUCGGAACGGCCAGCGCCUAGUCCGAUGCCUCCACCAAGCACUCCGGAUCCGAAUAAUAGUUCACAGUCAUUCUCGUCUCAGGAUAAGGCACCAUCUACACCUAAAAGCGACCAAGAUGGUGAUGGUUUAAAAGACAUACCCAGCUUCGGUAACAGUAUAUCCGAUAUGUUACAUGAUGAUGACGAGCGUGAAGCUCCCUCAGUUAUAGUUUAUCUAGUGGAACCUUUUUCUUUGAGCUCUACCCAUCCAGAUAUGCAGCGUCUUGCAGUUCUGGCACUUCUCAGAUGUUUUCAAAGCGUUCUUGCUGCAGUACCUGAAAAUAUUAGGAGUAAUAUCGGUGUACAGAUAAUUUCAUUAGAGAGCAUAGUGGAAUUAAAUAAAUCUAGGGAAAGGAUGCGACAUAGCGAUCAUAUGAGAGCAUUAGCGUUAAACAUCUUCUCGCAAUGCCGCCGACUACUGAUGCAUUCCAAUAAUGUUAAGUCUCUUACUGGAUUUGGUACUGCUGCCACAGCAGACUUAUUUUUGAAGAGUAAAGACGAGAAAAAUCGGGCUCCAUACAGACUUUUUACUCCCCCAUAUGUGCUGGCUCCCAUGAGGGAAAAAGUCGAGGCUUCAGAGGCAUUUGGAAAAGGCUCUCAAGAUCAGUCCUCAGUAUUGUAUAUUUCCUAUUGUCUGUCAGAGGAUCAAAGCUGGUUAUUGGCCGUUGGCACCGAUGAGCGGGGAGAAAUUUUCGAGAAUGUUACCAUUAAUAUUGAUAUUCCUAACCGAAGUAGACGGAAAAAAGCGUCUGCCCGACGGGUGGCUCUUGAAAAGUUAAUGACAUUUAUUCUGGGCAUUAUGUCCCAGAGUGUGAGACCAUGGCGAUUGGUUGUUAGCAGAUUAGGGAGAAUUGGACAUGGGGAAUUGAAAGGUUGGAGUUGGCUGUUGAGCAAACCAAAUCUCGUUAAAGCAUCUAGACAUUUAAAAGAAAUCUGCAAUCAAUGUUCGAUGCUAUAUCCCAGCGCGGUGCCUUGCAUAAUAUCGGCUUGUCUUGUCAGCAUCGAACCUGAUUCUUGCUUAAGAUUAAUGCCUGAUCAAUUUACACCUGAUGAACGGUUUAGUCAAGCUAGCGUUAAUUCGCAAUUGUCGACGCCGCAAGAUGUAUCCUGUACACAUAUUUUAGUGUUUCCUACCAGCGCUACUACACAGUCUUCACAGACUGCUUUCCAGGAGCAACAUAUUUCGGGCGACUUGGGCGAUGACGAGCUAUUUAAAGCAUUCGGCGAUGAUAUGGCAGUUGAAGUCGAUAACGAUAUCAGUGAGAUUUUUAAUGGCUGGGACCAAAUAGGUUACCAGUCACCCAACGGCAGUCCCAGAAGAGAAGAUGCUGGUGUCGGAAGUCCUAGUGGAGGAGUGGCUGGUGGAAUGGAAGGAAACUUGGGGGCACCCGGAGGAGCACCAAAAGGUCAAGAAUCAAAUGAGGAGGUUGGCGUUGUUUUACAACAACCACUUGCUCUUGGGUAUCUGGUCUCAACCGCUCCUACAGGACGGAUGCCUCGAUGGUUCUGGACUUCUUGUCCUCAUUUAGAGGGCGUUUGUCCAGUCUUCUUAAAAAAUGCUCUUCAUCUACACAGCCCCAAUAUACAACAGAACAGCGAUGACCUGUUUCAACAAGCGGCACAAGUAAGCAGCCAUCCACUGGACUCCCAGUAUACAACAGAUGUUCUUCGGUAUGUGCUCGAGGGCUAUAAUGCUCUUUCAUGGCUGUCCUUCGACUCCAACACAAAAGAUCGUCUCUCUUGUUUGCCCGUUCAUAUGCAGGUCCUAGUUCAACUGUAUCACACAGCUGCGGCUCUUUUGUAGAGCGCUGUGUAACUAGGCAGUCACAAUUAGACAAUUCUGUAUAAAUUACAACUAAUUCUUCCAAUUUUGAGUAUUUUAUGCUUAUCGGUCCAUAACAACUUUCAUUUGAAUCCGUUGUUGAAUUUCUCUCAAUUGUUUUUACAUUAUCCAGCCUGGUUGGUUAAUUGCAUGAAAUUCAGAAAACGCUUAAUUUCAGAUCUAAAUAUAUACUGAGAAGAUUUUCUUAAAUUACACGAAAUUUACUAAUAUUGCAGAAAUCGCCUAGAAUUGAAAGUUCUAUUUGGUUUGGCAGCCGAGAGGUUUCCUUGUAUUGUUCAAAAAACAAAUAUAAUAGAAUCAUUGCACAGCGUAAUGCGGUUGUAAUUAAUGUUUCAUUUUGUUAUUUUUUAAUCAAGUUUAAUUAUAGCAGAAAUUAAGCAAUUGAAUUGAACCAAUUUUAGUAUAAAAACUAUUACUGAAGGAGUUAACAUCGGUUGUAUGGUUUCUUUAUCUUUCUCUAGAUUUAUAUUACUUUAUUCAUACGUUAAAAUUCCUUAAACUGAUCUUAAGUAUUAAAUUCAUUUUUAAGUCGUUUUGUAUUGCAUUCAUAAAUCGCUUUAUUGAAUCGUU
This is a messenger RNA of Dendroctonus ponderosae (mountain pine beetle), 7118 nucleotides long. It is a transcript of the gene skd, whose product is annotated as mediator of RNA polymerase II transcription subunit 13. NCBI's taxonomy places the organism in Eukaryota, Metazoa, Arthropoda, Insecta, Coleoptera, Curculionidae. The record is from RefSeq and is a predicted model, not a curated record. Gene Ontology annotation, molecular function: transcription coregulator activity. Gene Ontology annotation, biological process: regulation of transcription by RNA polymerase II. The transcript has 27 exons. Gene Ontology annotation, cellular component: mediator complex. The coding region runs from base 15 to 6509 and encodes 2164 amino acids.